Peniophora sp. CBMAI 1063 is the source of this 1344-nucleotide messenger RNA. Lineage: Eukaryota; Fungi; Basidiomycota; Agaricomycetes; Russulales; Peniophoraceae. The record is from the annotation of a GenBank genome assembly.
AUGCGUCUCGCAGCAGCAUCAGCCGCACUCCUCGCAUCCGCCUCAGCCGUCGACGCUGGCUUCAGCAGCGGCGGCCCGGCCACACCGCACGUGGGCCUUGUCUCGCGCCUGCACCAGAACGCACUCCAUCACAGCGCGAGCCUCGCCAAGGAUAUUCGCAUAGCAUUCCGCGGUCUGCUGUCAGAUCCUCCCCGCAAGGACAAGAAGACCAAGCUCGGGAAACGCGCGACGCAGAAACCGUUCUGUGUCUCGCGCACCGGAAACGGAACCUCGAGUGGCUCUGAUUCCGGCUCGAGCGCUCAACCCAGUACAUCUGGUGUACGACCUCCGGCUGCAUCGUCCACACCUGUUGCUUCAGGCUCGUCUCAGAGCGCAAGUGGGUCUUCAACGAAGACUGCUAGCAGCAGUGCUUCUUCCGCUACGCCGACUUCCGCGUACAACCUCGAGCAGAGCUAUACCGGUAGUGACUUCUGGACCAAAUGGGACUUCUUUACCAACGCGGAUCCUACUGGCGGCACAGUCACCUAUGUCGACGCCAGUACAGCUCAAUCAUCCGGCCUCGCAUAUGUUACAUCCAACAAUAGCGCGGUCAUGGCCGUCGAUACCACCGCCGUUGUCACUGGUGGUCGCAAGAGUGUCCGUAUCCAGAGCCAAUACUCCUUUAACGAGGGUCUUGUCAUCUUGGACGCGACACACAUGCCCACCGGGUGCGGAACAUGGCCUGCGUUUUGGACCAAUGGUCCGAAUUGGCCAUACACGGGCGAGAUUGACAUCCUUGAGGGGGUCAACGACUACACGGAGAAUCAGGCGACGAUCCAUACCACGACCGGUUGCACCAUGAACAGCACGUCUGGCUCGACGGGAACGCUCGUCAGCGUUACGAACUGCGAUGCGACGGCAACGGACAACCAGGGCUGUGGUCUUCGCGAUUCGCGCACGAAUAGUUACGGCGCUGGGUUCAACAGCGUCGGAGGAGGGGUCUACUCCAUGCUUUGGGACGAUUCCGGGGUAUCCGUCUGGUUUUUCCAGCGCUCGAAGAUCCCCUCCGAUAUCUCCUCUUCGGCCCCGAACCCUGACAACUGGGGCACACCCAUGGCGUUCUGGUCUGGCGAGUCCUGCAACCCCUCAACGUUCUUCAAGGACCACUCGGCUAUUUUCGAUACUACACUCUGUGGCGAUUGGGCCAGCGGUGUCUGGAGCACUGGGAAUACGGCGGGUCAGGGCGAUAGCUGCGCGACGAGCACGGGCGUCGCGACAUGUUCGGACUACGUGCUGAACAACGGAGCGGCGUUCGCCGAGGCUUUCUGGGAGGUCAACUACGUGAAGAUCUUCCAGCACAAGUAA